This is a messenger RNA of Caenorhabditis angaria, 3247 nucleotides long. Lineage: Eukaryota; Metazoa; Nematoda; Chromadorea; Rhabditida; Rhabditidae. The record is from the annotation of a GenBank genome assembly.
AUGAAUGUAAGUUUUUCAACUAAACUUUUUAAAAAUCAAUAAAAAUCACCUUUUUUUGCAGAACUUUACUGUUAAUCAAUCGAUCGUCCCAGAACAAGCUGGGACACCAAACACGGCAAAAGACCUGCCAGAGUCUGUUGAAGAUGUGACCACUUCUCCAGAAAAUUGUCUUACCGAAAUGCUCAAAAAAUUCGAUAAAUUGAUGAAUGCUCAACCGGAAUUUGCUGAUGAGCUUAGAAGAAAUGCUCCGAAAAUCACACAUGAGCAAAUUAUUGAUGAUCUUCGUGGGUUGUUUGGGCAAGAAACGGCGGAAUUGAUUCGAAAUCAAAAUGCAAAUUUCCAUGCAUCUUCUUUUGGCAACUCCGAACAUCCCAACACAUCGGCGCGAGCUGUUGACUUCGAUGAUAAUGUUUCGGAUUCGAAUAUUGGUCAAGAAGAUGUUGUUGUUGCACCUGAAUUUGAAAAUAUUGAAGAAUUGAGAGCACCAGAAAAUGCAAAUGCCACAAACAUGUCUGAAUCUGGAUCGACUGCUGAAGAAUCUGUUGAAACAUCAACAAAAUCGAAUUCGAAUAUCUUGAAUGGCAAUAUUGGUCAAGAAGAGGAUUUUGAAAACGAUGUUGUUGCUUCACUUAAGGGAAUUAUUGAACAAGUUCUUGAAAUGGCAGCGAAAUCGACCAAAUCGUUGAAUCAAGAAAUUGUCAAUGAAUCUCCAACAACAACUGAAACACCAGUCGAUGUAAGUUUUUGGUUCGAAAAUUGAUUUUUCAGAUAUUUUUGAGCUCUGAAAACAAAAAAAAUACCUUUCAGCGACCAUCGACCUAUGAACCAACUCUAUCAUCAGCUCUAGCAUUCUUGGCUCGAUUGGAGAAAUUGUUGCCUUGUAGCCAACCUCAAGGAGCAAAUGCACAAAUGCAACAACCAAAUCGACAAGCUGAUCCUGAACGUGUUUCUGCACCUGAAAGUGGAAAUGUUGAAGAUAUGCAAAUGCCAGAAAUUUCAGGCUUACCUGAAACUGGAUCGACUGCUCAAGAAUCUCGAAUUGAAACAUCGUCGAAUUCUCCAUCUGAAAAUCAAAAACAAGUUAUGCCUGGAAAUGUUGUUAUAAGGUCACCAGGAAAUGGAAAAGCUGUUCAAGAAUCUCGAAUUGAAACAUCGUCGAAUUGUCCACCUGAUAAUCAACAUGUUAUGCAGCCUGGAAAUGUUGUUAUAAGGUCACCAGGAAAUGGAAAAGCUGUUCAAGAAUCUCGAAUUGAAACAUCGUCGAAUUGUCCACCUGAUAAUCAACAUGUUAUGCAGCCUGGAAAUGUUGUUAUAAGGUCACCAGCUGCUGCUCAACAUUCUCAACAAGCUGUUCGUCAAUCGAAAUUCCGGCGACACGUAUCGCGACUUCUCAAUCCUGCUCCACGGUAUGAGACAGCUAGCGAAAGCUCGGAGGAUGACGAUUUCGAAAGACGCGCUGAAAACCCUGUUAGUUUUUACAAUUUCUAGCUAGAAAUUUCACAAAGGAAGUGGUCAGGAGUUGAACUUUUGAUGAAACAUGCGAAAUAUAUCAAAUCGACCAUGCUGAUCACGAUUCCGAACUCAAAAAUUUGCCACAAAUGCCUGUGAGCACUUUUCUGGAGCUCCGAAUUAAAAAUUGAGUUUUGGUUUUCGCCCAUUUUCACCUUGUUCUUCGGUGGAAAAUCCAUUUUCAUAAUUUGGAUAAGGUUGUUCGCCACAUUCGAAAACCUUUCAGCUUUUUAUUUUUUCGAAAAAUAUGAAAAACCCGCCGAAUACUGUAAUUUUUGAGAAAGUCAUGAAAAAACUUUGAAAAACGUGUGUAUUUUCAUGACUUUCCUAAAAAUUACAGUUUUCAGCUGGUUUUUCAUAUUUUUCGAAAAACUACAAAGCUGAAAAGUUUUCGGAUGUGGUGAACAACUUUAUCCAAAUUAUAAAAUGGAUUUUCCACCCAGGAACAAGGUGAAAAUGGGCGAAAACCAAAACUCAAUUUUUACUUCGAAGCUCCAGAAAAGUGCUCACAGGCAUUUGUGGCAAUUUUCGACUUCGGAUUCGUGAUCAGCAUGGUCGAUUUGAAUGUUUCAUCAAAGUUCAACACCUGACCCUAUGCACUUCCUUUGUCAGAUUUUUUCUGAAAAUUUCUAAAAUCUUACCGUAUCCAAUUGUUUUGUUUCAGCGAUCAUCUCAGCCAACUCAACAACCGGCUCCAGAACAUCACACGGCGAAUUCAUCGCCACUUCGUCGAAAACCUUCCACACCAACAUUCUCAUCAAAUAAUUCAACACCAAAAUCCUCAUCUUCAUCGCAACAUUCAACACCUCCCGGAACACCGCCACCAUCCUAUGAAAUCCCGCGAACUUCGAACCCAGCGAUUUCGGUGAAUUCGAUCAAUAAUGGUUUGCACAGUUUGAAAAUUUCGCCAAAUUUGUUUGCUGAUGGUGUCCGAUUUAUUAUCGAUGGCAAUGAAAUACGUGCAAUUGGAACAUUGAAGCACAAUUUAUUGGAAGUUGUUGGAGAUGAAACUGUUGAGAUAUUGACACGAAAUGUUGGAGUUGUUCAAAUGGAGAAUUUGAUUCGAAAGCGAUUGGAAAGAGAAUUUGAAGCGAGUCUAGUCGAUUAUAAGGGAACCAAAAUUCCAAAGAUUGCUUAUGAGAAAUUGAUAGCAUUGGAUGCGCUGAAUGCAUUCAGAGAUGAUGAUGAUGAUGAUCAAUUCGCUCAACCAAAUCGAAUGCAACGAAAACGAAAAGCGGCACCACCAUCAAAUGAUGUUGCGGUCAACCCGAAGCGCAGAAAAGUGAUGCGAAAACCAGCGCGAGCUCGUGCGCCAACUCGACUAGCAAUUGUUGCUCCACCAAAACCGAUUGCACCAACAGGACCGCCACCAAAAAGUGCUCGUUUGGCUGCACGACAACUUGCUGCUGCUGCAACACCGCCUGCGUCACCAUCCAAUCAAUCGCAUCAUAGUUCAAAACGUCGGUCCGAUUCGUCUUCAAAUCAAUCACCAACAAAAAAGGCAAAAACUGGCCCGGAGUUAAAAACCAUCGACGAAGCGCAAGUGGAACUGUUGCAAAUUGAGAUGGCCUUACAAACUCGAAGCUUUGGUUUUCAUGGAUUGGAUUUGCUGACGGAACAUCGUCGAAUGAUGCGAGCCGUCGUUUCUUAUAAUAAUGCACCGACACCAGAUAAAUUGGCCAAAAUCUUGUCCAAAACAAGGAGUUUGAGUGAUGAGGUUGAAAGAUUGGCGCAAUAA